GGAGGAAAACGGGUGUCCCAAACAAAGCCUUGUCUCUAGACAGUCAAACCCCCUACUUUUCUUUCCCCUCUCCCUCUUAUAUAUCUCUCCCCCCAAUAAUUUUGUAUUUUUCCAAUAUAUCAACUCCCAGCAAAAAAAUCAGACCGCUUCAUUUUGAGCUUCAGCUAGUAGCUUAACCAUAUUUCUCCUCUUAACCCACUUUCCAAAAUUAGCCAUCAAAGCUGAAGCCAUUGUUCUCCUUGCUAAUGGCCUAGGACUCCAUAUACUUCUUCAAUGUAGAGGUUCUGUAGUUUCUCUUGGCCUUUUAUAUAUGGAUUUUGGAGCCGUGGGUCUGGAGGGGUUAGUGGGUUCAGUGGAUAAUAGCGCUGCUCUUGCUUCUUUUGCUAGUUCAGAUCGGGAAACAAAGCAGGAGUUGUACGGAUCUGGGUUCCCUAAGCAAGAAAGAUCUGGUGCCGCUGACGAUGACUGGAGGAGCUCUAAAUUGCCCAAAACUACUGAAUCAUUGCUGCUUCCACAACGAAACACUUCGCUAAAAUCUCAGCACCAGCCGCAGAUUUUGAGCUUUUCUUGUCCCAAAUCAAAAGCUCUAUCAGUGGAGAGGAGCGCACAGAAUGCUACAUUUCCUGGAUUUCAUCCCACUUCUUCUGCAUACAGUAGAAGUACAGGGUAUAACUAUGGAAGCUUCAAUGAUGCAAACAUCAACAUGCAUGGUGUUUUUACAGAGUCUAGAGGACCUUUUACUCCAUCUCAGUGGAUGGAGCUUGAACACCAGGCUUUGAUCUACAAGUACAUAACUGCUAAAGUGCCUAUACCUUCUAAUCUGCUCAACCCCAUACGAAAAUCUCUUGAUUCUGCUGCGUUCUCUGGUUAUUCAGGUGGACUCCUCAGACCCAAUACAUUGUCAUGGGGUACUUUCCAUCUUGGUUUCUCUAGCACCACUGAUCCAGAGCCAGGACGGUGUCGUAGGACAGAUGGGAAGAAAUGGCGGUGCUCAAGAGAUGCAGUUGCCGACCAGAAGUACUGUGAGCGGCAUUUAAACAGGGGCCGUCAUCGUUCAAGAAAGCAUGUGGAAGGCCAAUCUGGCCAUUCUGCCGCUGCUGCUACAACCACCACUGGAAAGCCGAUGCCCACUGUCUCAUCUUCUGUGUCAGCUUCAGUGGUGGGGCUCCAUGGCAGCGGCACAUCUAACAGCCUUGGCAUUGCACAGCAUCAGCCGCAGCUUAAAGACUUGAAACCAGAUAGUUCUACCCCUUCCAGCAGGAUGUUUCUCAAUAAAGAGGAUAUGAGUGAAAGACUGCAGGAAUCACCGGGCUUGUCCGUAUCCGAGAUUGGCCUGAAAUCUAAAGAUCUUUUCUUUUUUUCAAAACAACAGAACUCGUAUCAGGACUCUUCACAAAUUGAGUUUGGACUUGUCAAUUCUGAUUCUCUACUGAACCCUUCUCAGGAUAGCUCUUCCUUGUUCAGUUCCAGAAACUUUUGUUCAUCUCAGGAUCUCACUGACCAGGAAACCAUGUCCCAACGUGGUGUUCACCAAUUCAUUGAGGAUUGGCCUAAAACCCAAUCUGAUCAUUCUGCUGUUUCAUUGCCUCAGUUUGAUGUGCAAAUAGAUAGGACCCAGUUAUCAAUUUCAGUCCCUGUAGCCUAUACAGACCUCAUCCCAUCCACUUCGUCUACAAACAAUGAAGAUGUUUCUCGCUCCCUGCAAAGAUUGUCCCAUGAUUUGGAUUCAGUACAUAUGGGAACUGGACUUGGCAUUGUUCUCAACGAACAAAACCUAAGGCAAGCAAAUUGGAUAUCCGUCCCUUGGGAAAUUACAACAGGUGGUCCACUUGGCGAGGUCUUGCACAACACCAAUAACGGUAUUUCAGAAUGCAGGAAUUCAUCAGUGCUAAAUCUCUUGGCAGAGGGAUGGGACAGGAGUCCUCAGAUAGGUUCAUCUCCAACUGGGGUCUUACAAAAGACGACAUUUUGUUCCCUUUCAAAUAGCAGCACAGGAAGCAGCCCAAGAGCAGAAAACAAGAGGUCUAAUGAAGGAGCUAGCCUGUGCAAUGACCUUGGCUCAAUUUUAGUUCAUCCUUCUUCAUUGCCUGCCUCGUAAGUUGUAACUAUUUGACUGACUGAUUAAGUAGUUUUUAGUUGUGGAAGAAGACCCAGAAGAAUGAGUUUUUAUGUGUGGUCUUUAAUCGGUUUGUUUUUCAAAUUUUUUAAAAAUUUCAUUUGAUAAUAUGUUCAUCUUUUGCAUGCUUUUGGUUAGUGAUGGCAGAUAGACCAAUUAAAAGGAAUCUAACAAGGGAAGAAGGUUCCUUGGGCUUGUGAUAUGGAAUCUUAUAUAUGGAAUUGAGAUUUCGAUCCUUCA
Molecule: messenger RNA, 2356 nt
Organism: Manihot esculenta (cassava)
Lineage: Eukaryota; Viridiplantae; Streptophyta; Magnoliopsida; Malpighiales; Euphorbiaceae
Product: growth-regulating factor 6
Exons: 4
Coding region: 311-2098 (595 amino acids)
Biological process (GO): developmental process; DNA-templated transcription; regulation of DNA-templated transcription
Cellular component (GO): nucleus
Molecular function (GO): ATP binding
Source: RefSeq, a predicted model, not a curated record